UCCUUAUCUAUUAUUGCUAUUUUUAGCGUGCAGAUUCUACACAUUUUUAGUUUGCAAUUUUAACGUUGAAUUUAAAUUUAAAUUUUCAAAUCACAAUGGCCACUGAUAGCUUACCCAUCCUAAUUAAAAAACGCAGUGCUAUGAAAGCAAAGCUUACUCAUUUCAACAAUUACUUAAACAGUUUAGGAAGCACUAAAAAACUGUCCGAUAUGCAGCGUAUAGAUUUAGAGGGCCGAUUUAGUAAAUUUGAUGCCUUAUACGCUGACUUUGACGCAUUACAGCUCGACAUCGAGGUGCAGUCGGAUGCUCCGGACUCCGAGUACGAGGAACGCGCCCAGUUUGAGGAGCGGUACCACGCGCUGGCUGCGCAGGCACGCAGCUUGCUGGCCAGCGCGGGCUCCGGGGACAGCGAGUCAGUGACGAGUUCGGCGAGCAAAUCAGGUGCAUCGUUACACAAUAAUUUUAUUCGCUUACCUAAAAUUGAUUUGCCUAAUUUCAAUGGUAGUUAUCAGUGCUGGCUUGAGUAUAGAGAUACGUUUUUGUCACUAAUUCACAAUAGCAGUAGUAUUGACAACAUUAGUAAAUUCCACUACCUACGUGCAUCCCUGCAGGGGAAUGCACUCGAAAUUAUAAAGAACAUCGAUUUUAAUAGUGAUAAUUAUAAAAUGGCGUGGAAUUUACUGUGUGAGCGCUAUAACAACAGUAGGCUUUUAGUGAAUAAUCACGUGCAGGCAUUGUUCAAUGUUGGCAACGUCUCGAAAGAGUCGAGUGCUUCUUUGCGUCAUCUCAUUGAUACAAUUAAUAAAAACAUCAGAGCGCUAAAAACAUUGAACGAGCCCACGGAGUAUUGGGACACGCUUAUUGUUUACAUGAUGUCGAACAAAUUAGAUAUUGUAACUAGUCGAAAUUGGGAGGAAUAUCGUAGCACCUUACCUAAAUCCCCAUCUUUGUCUCAAUUUUGUCAGACAUUUUUAGCUAUCUUUUGA
This is a messenger RNA of Ostrinia furnacalis (Asian corn borer), 986 nucleotides long. RefSeq lists its product as uncharacterized. NCBI's taxonomy places the organism in Eukaryota, Metazoa, Arthropoda, Insecta, Lepidoptera, Crambidae. The coding region runs from base 96 to 986 and encodes 296 amino acids. The record is from RefSeq and is a predicted model, not a curated record. The transcript has a single exon.